Molecule: messenger RNA, 18287 nt
Organism: Neoarius graeffei (lesser salmon catfish)
Lineage: Eukaryota; Metazoa; Chordata; Actinopteri; Siluriformes; Ariidae
Gene: kmt2d
Product: lysine (K)-specific methyltransferase 2D
Exons: 54
Coding region: 328-15273 (4981 amino acids)
Biological process (GO): nervous system development; positive regulation of transcription by RNA polymerase II
Cellular component (GO): nBAF complex; MLL3/4 complex; nucleus
Molecular function (GO): histone H3K4 methyltransferase activity; transcription coactivator activity; histone binding
Source: RefSeq, a predicted model, not a curated record
AUUUUAAAUAACUUAUAGCCUCGGCGUUAUGCUUAGCGACCAUAUCCCAAUGAAUUUGCUGCUUUAUAUUUCUGGUUUGUUGAGCUGUGACCGGAUUUUUGUGCAGAGAGUUUGUUAACCCCGGUUAGCAAGCUAGCGAGCGAGCUAAGCUAAACUAGCUCCAUGUAAUGUAGUCUGUAGCUAACUGGCGGAUAAAGCGAAUUUCCGACCAAACACACGCAGAUUGUUGUCACUGACCGUCGCUGCCCAUGUAAACCAAGAGAAUGAGUUGAGCACACGAAUGCGAUUUAAUGGUCUCUCUUCGGGAGAUCGUCUUCAGGAGAAGGAAUGGAUGAGCAGAAAUCAAACUGCGAAGAAAAUGAUUCAGAAAAAGCAGCUGAUGACAAUGCCUCUUCAAACGAGACCGUCCUGUCUCAGGGGGACUCGGAAGCCCCUUUUGCUGCAGAGGACAUCUCAGGCACUACUGUGGACCCUUCCAAUGCACCAGCGGAGAUCGUCAGAGCCUGUGCGCUUUGCAACUGUGUCGAGAGAAGUCUUCAUGGACAGAGGGAGCUCCGGUGUUUCCGGUCCUCUUCCCAUCGGCCCAAUCUGGAGCCGACUACCUCUUCACUGCCAUUAGCUGGAAACGAUGACCUGUCUUCCAUUGGCUUCUCUGAACUCAUUAGUCCUGUGUCUCUCUUUGAUGACAAAGGGAUUUGUUGGGUUCACCACUGGUGUGCAGUAUGGUCAGAAGGGGUGCAAAAGGGCAGGGGAGAAGAGCUGAUAAAUGUGGAUAAAGCGGUCAUCUCAGGGAUACAACAGCCGUGUGAUUAUUGUAAAAGGAUGGGUGCGACCAUCAGGUGCCGUGCUGUGGGUUGCUCACGGUCCUAUCACUUCCCUUGUUCGGCUGCGAGUGGAUCGUUUCAGUCCAUGAAGCAGUUGGCUCUUCUAUGUCCUGAGCACAUAGAGCAGGCAGAAGAGAUGGCUGGAGAGGAGGCACGCUGUGUGGUAUGUGACUCGAACUCUGCACGAGAGCUUCCAGGGUUGCUGUACUGCACAGGCUGUGGGCAACACUACCAUGAUGCCUGUCUUGAGAUCAGCGCCACACCACUCCAGCGCUCUGGCUGGCAGUGCCCAGACUGUAAGGUGUGCCAAACCUGCAGGCAACCAGGGGAAGACUCCAAGAUGCUGGUCUGUGAUGCAUGUGACAAGGGCUAUCACACUUUUUGUUUGCAGCCAGUCAUGGACUCUGUACCCCCUGAUUCUUGGAAGUGCAAACGGUGUCGUGUGUGUACUGACUGUGGGGCUCGAGGGCUUACUCUCCCUGGUUCCGAGCAGUGGUUUGAGAGCUAUUCAGUCUGCGAAAGCUGUCAGAGACGGCGCAUGUCUGUCUGUGGGAUUUGCAGUAAGGUCACUGAAUCAUCCGUGACACUACAACACCGCUGUUCCAUCUGUCACAGAUGGGUACACAGUGAAUGUGCCUCAGUCUCAGAACCUCCAGAUGAAAAAUGCAUCUGCAUUAUCUGCAGAGAAGCGCAGACUGUCUCUGAAACGGAGCUGCCAUCUACACGGGUGGACGAAAAAACAGAUCCAGAGGAGCCCAUGGAGUUGGAAGCAGAAGCUGAGUUUGUUGAAAUGGAAGAAGUUCACAAGAGCAUUACGGAAGAGGGAUCACAUCAAGAGAAGAUUGUGGAUUUUACUAAGCCACACCUGGGUGGUCAAGACUCUACUCAAGAGCAUACCUCUGUGGCCAGGGUUUCAGGUGUCGGCGAUGACAGCCGAGUCACACAAGGCUGUAGUGAAUCUAUUGCUGAUGGUGCUGUUGGUAUGGAGGAUGAACCUAAAGCUCAGGCCACAGAGGAAAGUCUUGCGAACCCGGUCACCGACACUAUGCUGGAAACUGUACCUAAAGUGGCAGAGCCCCAUGCAGAAGAUGUUCGGCUACAAAAGGAAGCCAGUAGACAGGGAAAGGAAUUGAGUAGUAAUAUGAACGUUACGGUCACAGAACCUACUCUGGUCUCUUCCUCGUCACCACCUCCUCGGAUUCUUCUUCCUGCUGUUUUAGAUGAAGUGAAACCUGUUGCAAUGGACAUCUCGGAGGUGCAGAACGAGGUAUCGGACAGGACUUCUCCUCCUGUUCCUCAGGUGGAACCCUCUGCCUCUGACACAGAUGACCGAGCAGGUCAGUCAGAGGACGACGAAGAAGAGGAAGAGCUGUUAGACGAGACGCACUGCAAGGAUGAGAGUCAGGUCGAGGAUAUUCCAAAGCAGAAGGCUGAUGCUCAGGAAAUGAGCAUCAAGUCAGAACUGCUUCUGGAUGAGAUGUCUAACAUGAGCCACGGCGAUGAGAGUAGCAGCGGCUUCCUCGGCUCACCAGGAGAGGUGGACUCUCAGAUGGACCUUAGUGUCGUGCCAGCAGGCAGGGCGCGCUCCGAUUCCUUGCUCACCGAGAGCGAUGAGUUUUUGCCCUUUGACCCUCUCAAGUCUGAUGGAGAGAAGUUAAAGCGACGAGGAUCUCCAGGUCGCUCCAGAGUGAAGCAGCAGGGAAGGGGUGGUGGUUUCCCAGGGAGGCGACGGCCGCGAGGUGGAGGGAGCGGAAGAGGGCGAGGGCGAUCACGUUUCAAAGCUAUGGCCUCUUGCGUUGAUGCUUUCAUACAAACCCUGAACGCGGCAGACACUGGACUGAGCAAAGAGGAGGAGGAGGAGGAGGACGAUACAAUGCAGAAUACAGUGGUGCUUUUCUCCAGCACUGAUAAAUUCGUUCUUUUGCAGGACAUGUGUGUUGUGUGUGGCAGUUUCGGGCGAGGUGUAGAAGGUCAGCUGCUAGCUUGUGCUCAAUGCUCCCAGUGUUACCAUCCAUACUGUGUAAACAGCAAGAUCACAAAGAUGAUGCUAAGAAAAGGCUGGCGUUGUCUUGAGUGUAUUGUUUGUGAGGUGUGUGGGAAGGCUUCUGAUCCAUCACGGUUACUACUGUGUGAUGACUGUGACGUCAGCUAUCACACCUACUGCUUGGAUCCGCCGCUGCACACAGUGCCAAAGGGAGGCUGGAAGUGCAAAUGGUGUGUGUGCUGCAUGCAUUGUGGGGCCAGCUUACCAGGGUUUCACUGCGAGUGGCAGAAUAACUAUAACCACUGUGGCCCUUGUGCCAGUCUGGUCACAUGCCCUGUAUGCCAUGAGAACUUCAUGGAAGAAGAACUGCUUCUCCAGUGCCAGUACUGCGACAGAUGGGUACAUGCUGUUUGUGAGAGUCUUUAUACUGAGGAUGAGGUUGAACAAGCAUCUGAUGAGGGCUUUGCUUGUACAGCUUGUACUCCAUAUGUUUCCAAAACUGUUGUGGAGUCCCCGAUGAUGUCGGCUUUCAAAAUGAAGGAACCUGAGCCACAGAUCUACCGCCUGGAAGGUGUCUGGCUUACAGAGACAGGAAUGGCUUUGCUGCGUAGUAUUUCCAUGUCACCAGUGCAUAAGCGCAGACAGCGACGUUCCCGAUUGGGUACCAUCUGUAUUGACGGAGCUCCUGAAGGCCUGGAACUGAAAGAGGGCGAUGGUGAUGGAGAGGAGGGGAAAGGCUGUGCCGAGUCAAUGGAGUGUGACUCUAAACUGGAAGCUCCUGGCAGCCCAGAUCGUGAAGGUGGUAUGGACAAGGAGCCAGGGGUUGAUGGAGCUACAGAGGGGACCGCUGACUGCGAUGCUCUUAAAGGAGCAGAUGAAACGGAUGAAGGAAAGAAGAGGAAGCGUAAACCAUACAGGCCAGGCAUUGGAGGGUUCAUGGUCCGGCAAAGAAAAUGUCACACACGGAUGAGAAAGAGUCUGUCUACAUCUGGUGAUGGUGUGUCUGAAGGACAGGCAACAGAGACAAAGCUUGAAGAAGGCCCUCAUCCUGACAUGGAUCCACCUGAUGUUAAGGCAGCUGAGGGAGACGGUGAACUUGCCAAAAAGCGUAGAGGGAGAAAGAAAAGCAAAUUGGAAGACAUGUUUCCUGCAUACCUGCAAGAAGCUUUUUUUGGAAAGACGUUGCUUGACCUGAGUAAAAGGGCUUUUCUGGCCCCGCCAGCCCAGAGACAUUCUCAGGGCAUGCCAAGACCCUCAUUACCAGCUGCUGGCAGUAGACCUACAGCUUCAGAAUCAGUAGAGGUUGAAAACCGAGCACCUGAUCCAACCCUGCAGCUUAAGCGAGAGGCUAAUGGCUUAAAGCCUCAAGGAGAGAUAAAACGAGCAGGAGAGCAACCCUCUAUCAGUGAUCAGAGUUUAGGUGACACACCUGCUUCAAACAUGCAGAAAAAUGGAGGUCUUCCACAGGGGACAGAAAAGCAAGACUCUGAGCAAUUCUUCCGGAAGGUACUUGGACCCUCGGAUGGGAGCGCACUAAGUGGGAUAAUUCAAACUAAUAUGAGGCCUGUCCUAGAAGGGGAGAGUAAUCGCAGUGGUUUGCCCCUGAGAAACCUUCCUGGUGCUUCCACAUCAGGCUCAUUGCCCUCAGCGAGUAUGAUGGAGCCAUUUCCAGGACUUUCCCAGUCCCCAUUUUUUGAUUCACUUGAUCGUGGUGGAAUUUUUAGUCCAGAACAGGAUGAGGAAAGCCCUUGGGCAACACCUUCCACUCCAGCUACUCCCACUACUCCUCCAACUCCUACUGAACAGGAGGGAGAUGGCUUGUCAUACAAUCAGCGAAGUUUACAGCGCUGGGAAAAAGAUGAAGAACUUGGAAAUCUAUCCACGAUUUCCCCUGUACUCUAUGCUAACAUCAAUUUCCCUAAUCUCAAGCAAGACUACCCUGAUUGGGCAAGCCGCUGCAAGCAGAUAAUGAAGAUUUGGAGGAAAGUAUCAGCUCCUGACAAGGCUCCCUUUUUGCAAAAGGCCAAAGAUAACAGGGCAGCUCAGAGAAUUAGCAAGGCACAGAAGCAAGCAGAAAGUCAGGUGUUAAGGCCUGUUAAAACCGAGCCAGUAAGGAUAAAAGGGGAGCGCCCCAGUCUGCACCUUCAAAUUCCGCCACCCUCUGGCUCUCUUUCCACUCCCUCUCAGCCUAGCUCUGCUGAAAGCGCAUUUCCCUUUACCCCAGGUACUGCAUCUUCAGUUUUUUCUCCAGAUGGAUCUCUGAAGGCCUCAGGUUCAACAGACAUUCAUAUCGACUCCUUUCCCAAGCCUCCAUCUCAGUCCCCUCAUGCUCAGUCUCAACCGUCAACUCCUUAUUCACAGCCUUCCUUUAGCCCUCUGAAGACCUCCUCAGGUUACCCUUUACCUGGCCCACAGGGUGCUCCUCAGGGACGGCCAACCAUUCUUGGUUCUCACGAUAUGCAGCCAGGAACGCCUCGCAAGGCUCAGCAGGUUGACCCGUUCUUUAAACCUCAGCAGCAGAUCCUUCCACCCCAACCCCAACAGGCAUCUCAGGAACCCGCUGGGCUGCCUGAGUCUCCUCGGCCAAAGGCAAUAGGGACUGGAGACUCUCCUUUGUUCUCCCCACCCCACCCAACUCCCCAUGGAGACCCAAUUCGUGGCCGACAGGAGUACACUUCAGCUUCGUCCCCCUCUACUGUUGCGUCAUCGCCAGGAGGAAUGCUGCAGAACAGAGCAGACAUGAGCGUUCCUUCUCCACGUGCCUCUACUGGUCUAGGCACAAAUUCCCCUGCAGGGAUGGGGGACUCUGGAGAUGGCUUGUUCAAAGCUCCUAUGACACCACGCAUGCAUCAGGGUGAUACUGGGACCUCAUCUACUCCACUUCCUCCUAGUCUUUCUCCUAAUCACCCUCCCGAGAGCUAUCGCCAGUCUCCCUCUGCUUUUUCUGAUUCAUGUGCCCAGUCUCCUCUUACACCUCGGCCCCAGUCAGGAGACGGUUCAUCCACCUUGCUUCAGAGACCGCCUAUACCCCAGCAAGAAUCUUAUCCAAAAGUUGCUUCUAGCCCUCAAUCACAAGGUAGUUCUCCUCUUACUCCAGGAGCUCUCUCUAAUGAUGGACACUCUGUGCAGUCACCAGCUACCCCACGCUUUCAGUCUCCAGACCCUCACUCACGGCCACCCUCACGGCCUCAGUCCAGAGAUCCUUUCACCUCACUGCACAAACCUCCUCGUCCAGCCUCAGCAGUCACAGAGGCUCCCUUUAGAGGAUCACCUCAUUCCAACCAGCAGCCUCCUUGUUCACCAUCAGUAGGUGAUCCAGUAAGUGGAAAACCACCUGGUUUUAGUUGCAGCCCCAGCAUGGAUCCCCUUCAGAUUAGCCAACCUCAAGCAGUAAGCUCAAAACAAGUAAAAACUUCCCAGCAAUCAUCUAUUCCACCAACCAUGACUGCUGAUUUAAAUGCUAAGACACAGCUGCCAGCUGGAAAUCCAGAUGGACAUCAUUUACCAGUCAUACAAACCACUCAAGAGCUGCCUGACCUUUCAGCUGGACAGGACCAGUCACUUAUUGGCCUUAAUCCAUCAGACCUUGAAAAGCAUAGACAGAAACAGCGACUUAGAGAAUUUUUGAUCAGACAGAAAAUGCAAAGGAACUCGCUUCGGCAGGAGAAAGAGGCAAAUGCACCUACUAAUACUGCUCCAAAUUGGCAAGAAGGUGAAAUGGCUGUUUUUCAACAAGAUAAAUCCCAGCGAGCACCACCUCCUUAUCCGCAGGACAGAGCAGCUGCUGCUCAAGCUGCCAUCCCAGGCAAGCUGCCUCUGCCUAUGGGAACAGUAGAUGAGAAGCUGUGUCGCCCUCAUCCUACUCCUCCUGGAACACCUAGUAUCAUGGACCCUAAUGUACUAAGGCAACCUGGCGCUAAUGUUUCCCAGGGGAUGUAUCCACGUCCACCAUUUCCUGCACAGUGGCAAGGUCAGGUUGCUGGUCCACGGAGGUUCCCACAACCAUCCAUGAUGGAAAUUAGACCCAGGCACCACCUUAAUGCUCCUUUAAGCAACCCUCUUAGUAUGCAAGGGAUGCAAGGCAUGCCUAAUCCUCUUGCUGUGUCACAAGGCACUGGGCCCGAGACAAUGCAACACUCUGGACCUCCACCACAGUUCAUAGAAUUAAAACACAAUGCUCAGAGGUUACCAAUUGGACCCCAGUUUUUGGUAAGGGCACCUCAGCCCCGACCACGCCUGUUUAUACCACAGCAGGAUAUGCCUGCUGGAUUUGUCUCAACAUCCUUAGCACCUUCUUUUACUACUCAGGGAGAAGGUGCGCAAGGUCCCAGACUUGGGUUGCCACAACCUAAUUUGGGCCAGUUAAUGACGCAGCAGAGCAAUAUUCCUCCGUCUCAACCUCAACUACAGUCACAGGAGGUCCCAUCUACCCAUUCAGACACUCCUGUCUCCCACACAACUAUUCAGCAGCAGAGUUCUCAGAACAAUGCUACGGGAGAACAGCAGUCUGCAGAAGAAACUGUUGACUUACCAGAGGCUGACCUUGAGGAUCCUUUUGCCGCAAAAGACCUUGGAGAAGCAGGGCCAGAAGCUGGAGUCGAGGAUGAGGAUGAUCUUGCACUUGACUUGGAUCCUGAUAAAGGGGAUGAUGAUUUGGGCAACCUUGACAACCUUGAAACAAAUGAUCCCCAUUUGGAUGAUCUGCUUAAUAGUGAUGAGUUUGACUUGCUUGCAUACACUGACCCUGAACUCGAUCAAGGUGACCCCAAGGAUGUUUUUUCUGAUCAGUUACGGCUUGUUGAAGCAGAAGGUGAGGGUUCAGGCACUAAGGCGGAAGAGAAACCUAAAGUUGGCGUAACUGCCAAGCAGUCACUUGCAGCUUCCACACAACUACCUUUAAAGUCUGAGGCUUCCACAGCUUCCAGUGUUUCUCUUCCUCCCAAGACAGAGCCUUCAGAUACCAGUGAACUUGCUACAGUAAAACUCGAAGAGAAAAGCUUGAUUGAUCCUCAACAGUCAGCACAGACUGUAGUUAAAGAUGAGAUGGGUGAUGCUGUCUCUUUGCUUCUUAGUGGAACACCAUCCAAGAUCUCAACUCAGCCAGAGAAUUCACCUGCCUCACUAAGCACUGUUCGCUUGGGUGGAGUUCCAUUUCCUCCCCCCACCCAAGCUAAUACUCUGACUUUUCCUCCAGCUACACCACAUCCUGACUUACCUGAAGAUCCACUUGGUCUGCCUGAUGGUGGUGGCCAGCACUCACCCGCAGUUGAUCUUGACAAAGUAGAAAGCUCACUGGAGGCAAGUGAACUGCCUCUGUUGAUUCAGGACCUACUGGAGCAUGAAAAGAAGGAGCUUCAGAAACAGCAACAGCAGCAGCAAUUGAAUGCUCUACAAGGAGGGUUGAGCAGUCAUCUUCAUACUAUUCAGAAUCAGCAACAGCCUUCUGGGGGACCAGGCCAGAUCUUACUACCCCAUCAUCGUCCGCCUCAAGGUCUUGUGAGUCAACCAGGAAUGGUACCAAGACCUCCUCACAUGCUAACCCCACAGCAGCAGAGGAUGCUUAGUCCAAUGCCUCCACCAGCUCAUGUUGCAGUGGUGCAGUCGCAAGCCAUGAUACGAGCUGGACAGCCAAGCACCAUUCACCCUGUGCUCGAUCCACAGCAACAAGCAGCACCACCUCAACACCAUCCAAAACCACAAACUGUCCCUACCAACUUCUUCCCAGAUAAAGAUCUGGAUAAAUUUAUGGCUGAUGACAUCAUGGAUCCUAUUGCCAAAGCAAAGAUGGUGGCUUUGAAAGGCAUCAAAAGGGUGUUGACUCAGGACCCCAUGAAUGUACCUCCUGGUAUCAAUAGGCAACAGGUCUCCCUUUUGGCCCAGAGGUUGGCUUCAGCACCAGGAAGUGCAGAUGCUCAGGCUCACAUUGGUUCUGGAGCGUCUAAGGAAGGGGAAAGCAGUGAUAAGGCUCAGCCACGACCUAAUCCUCCACAAUUUGUCCAAGGCAUCAUCAAUGAUGCUGAACAACACCAAUAUGAAGAGUGGCUUGUGCACACCCAGCAGCUGCUACAGAUGCAGCUAAAAUUUCUGGAGGAACAGAUAGGUGCACAUCGGAAAUCCCGCAAAGCCCUUUGUGCUAAGCAACGCACAGCUAAGAAAGCAGGACGUGAAUUUGCAGAAGCAGAUGCUGAAAAGCUGAAACUAGUCACUGAAGAGCAAAGUAAAAUUCAGAAACAGUUGGAUCAGGUACGUAAGCAACAGAAGGAGCACACCAAUCUGAUUGCUGAAUACAGAAGUAAGCAGCAGCAGCAUCAACAAGGCUCUUCCAUGCUAGCACCUGGUCCCUCAAACCAGGGACCCCACAUGCUUUCUAAGAUACCUGGGCAGAUGAUGAUGGGUCAACAAGGGGGGCCGAUGAUUGGUCAGGUACCUGGAGGUGUUCCUCAAGGGGGGAUGCCAGUUAGAAUGCCACAAGUACAUCCAUUUACAGCAGGCCAAACUCCUCACCCUGGGGCACUUGGCAGUGCACCACCUGGCCCGCCUGGUGGCUUUUUUCCACAAGGGACUGGUACACAAGGACCAGAUCCCAGGCUUCUUCAGGAAAGGCAGAUGCAACAAAGGAGGCAGAUGGCUCAAAAACUGCAGUUUAUGAUGGGACAGCAACCUGGGACACAUCAAAGCCAAAGCCAUGCUGUUAUGAAUCAGCAGCCUGGCUCUAUAGGUGGUCAAGCACCUCAAGCAUUGAUGAGCAAUGCAUUAAUGGGACAGCAGCAACCAAACUUGCAACUGGGAUUAAUAUCUAACCAGCAACAUCAACAAGGCCUUAUGCAGGUUCCUCAGGGCAUGAUGGGAAACCAGGCAGUUGGGCAGACACAAUCAAAUAUCAUGGCUCAGUCAAUGACUCCGAAUCAAAGUAUGAUGACGGGUCAACAAGGCAUGGCAGGAAAUCAACCAGUGCAACAGCUGCAGAGACCUCAGGGUUUGAUGGGCCAGCAAGUUUCCAGUGAACCACAGCAUGUUCUUAGAGGGCCACAAGGCCAGCUUACUCCUCAGCAGCAAAGUGUUCUGGCACAGUGCAUGCUUCUUUCACAGCAACAGCAGAAUACAGCAAAGAAUCUUGCACAGCUCCAACAGCAGCAGCAAAUAACACAGCAGCAGAGGCAACUGGCACAGAUGGGUGCCUCAGAAAAGCAAGGGACAAUGGGAACACCCCCUUCAAGCGGUGUUCAAGGAAAUGUUGAUAAUUUGCAGCAGGGAGUUUCAGGCCUCUCUCAAGAUGUUAAAAGCCCAGCUUCUAAAGAUGGUGGAAUCCUUAGCCCUAAAACCCCACCCCAGCAAGCUGGGUCCUCGACUCCAAUCCAGAAGCAGCACGGGUCAAGUGGGGAUCUGCAGGGUGCAGUUGGUCAGCAACCAGCAACUGUUGCUUAUAUGGUUCAACAAAAACAACAAGCAACACAGCAGCAGCCAGGACAGAAUGCUGGCUCAGCACAACAGCAUAGCUAUGUAAACAACCAACAGAGUGGGUUACAAUCUCAAGAACAGAUGCAAGUUGCGCUACAACGGCAAAACUCCCUUAAGACAGAACAAGUGAAACAGGAAGGUCAGCCAAUGUGUUAUGGUGCUCAGCAGCUACAACAGGGAGGUCAGAAUGUUGCACAAGUUCAGGGAAUGCUAGCACAGCAGAGUGGCCAGAAUCAGGCUGUAAUAACUGGUAAUCCAAAUCAGCAACAAGAUGCAUUAGCCCAACAACAGCUAAAUAGGAGUCAACAAAUAAUGGCUCAAAGGUCAGGUGCACCUCCUGCUCAAAUACAAGCUCCAAUUAACAUUCAGGCCUUAAUUGGACAGAACCCUCAGUUUUGUCAUCUACCUCCUAACCAGCAGUUGCAGCAAUUUCAGGCAAUGAUUGCUCAGCGGCAGGCUCAACAGCAGAGUCAGAUACUGAGAUUGCAGGGACAGACACAGGGCCAAAUUCGUCCUCAAGGCCCACAACCUGUUGGUCCAAGAAUGCCAGGGCUUGAAGCACAGCAGCAGCACCCCUUUGCGUUUGCUGCGAAGCAAGGUCCAGUUGGAUCUUCACAACAGCAAGGAGUAAUAGGCCAGUCAUCUGUUAUGGCUCCACAGUUUCAGAAUGCUGGAUCGUUGCACCCUCAACAAACUUCACAAGGAGUCUCGCCUCAAUACAACACGACCACUCAACAACAACAACAACAGCAGCAGCAGAUGAUGCAGCAGCAGCAUCAAAUAAUGAGAAGCCAGGUACCUUUGGCACGGCAAAUGGUUGGCCAGGUUCGCCCAACGCCUCUAGGUCACAUGGCAAGACCAAUGUCUCCUCGUCAACUUAUGGGUCAGGGAUCACCUGGCAGCCCCCAUUCUGGUCAGCAAAGACAAAUCAUGGGUAUACGCCAGACUCCACCAAGCCAAGGGCACUGUCUUGGUGUGAGAGCACUUAGCCCCUUUCAGGCUUCCCCUUCUCAUGUUGGUUCUCCUGCUGGCUCCACUGUUCAAGAGGCUGGUUCAAGUCCAGCAUCUUUUAAUAAACAUGACUUUGGUACUACUUCUGUCUCUAACCACCCAUCAACCGCAUCUAGAUCAGACUGUGUUGCUGGAAAAAACAGUCCAUUUAGUAACGUUGGAGCGACAGCAGCCUCACCAUUAAGAUCACCUACAGUUAAGGCCUCACAAGAAGGAUCAGGUCUCAAGUCUGAGCCUCAGGCUCCAGGUGCCCAAAAGCCAACAACUGCAAUUCCACUUAAUGGCCCGUCACCCAAGUCAGUGUCAAACCUAUCACAACCAUCAGGUUCAGCAGCUGUGUUUGAAGGUGAAAUGUCUAAUGAAAAGGAUAUGUGCAAGAUCACACUGCAAAAUAUAAAACAGGAACCUCGAGAGAUUAAUUGUGAUUCGGGAGAUAACGGAGAGGCAGCUUCUGCAACUAUUAAGCGAGAAAUCAUUAGUGACUCCCUUAAUACCGGUAAUAUCUCAGGCCCUGGAAAUCCACCAGGUGACACAAUGGGCCAGAUUCCCAGAACAGAGACAGGCCAACAACUUCUACAGAAGCUCCUUCGAACCAAGAGUCUUCAGGUACCAUCACCGAGGACAUCUGAUGGUAUCCACAAUGAAAUAAAUGGACAUAUCAACAGUAAGCUAGCAAUGUUGGAGCAAAAGCUUCAGGAGACACCACGUAACAUGGAGGACCUCCAGUCAAUCACUAAAAGACCACCUGUAACGAAAGCCAAGCGGACUACAAAGGCUGGAGAGCGGGGAGCAAAUGCUCGAAAAAAGAACAAAAAAGACGAGGUUGGCAAAACAGAAGCAAUAAUGAAGCAGCUGAAACAAGGACUGUCUCUUCUUCCUUUGAUGGAGCCCUCCAUUACUGCUAGCCUGGAUUUGUUUGCUCCAUUUGGUAGCAGUCCAGCUAACGGCAAAACACAGUUGAAGGGCUCUUUUGGAAAUGCAGUAAUAGACAAUAUUCCAGACUACUAUUCCCAGCUCCUCACUAAGAAUAACCUAAGCAAUCCGCCAACACCACCUUCGUCACUUCCCCCAACUCCACCUCCUUCAGUGCAACACAAGCUUUUGAAUGGAGUGACUGCAGUAGAGGAACUAGCAGAAAGCCAGAAAGAGAGAGAGACUUCGGAGGACACCACAGACCCUGUUGCUGAAGAGGUGAAGAGUGUAGACAUACUAGCAGCGCUUCCAACUCCACCACAUAAUCAGAAUGAGGAUGUGAGGAUGGAGAGCGAUGAUGACAGUGAUGUUCCAGAUACCAUUGUUCCUGCAUCAUCACCCGAGAGCCAGUUGGGGGAUGAUGCAUCACGCUUCCCUCACCUACUGGAGCUUAAAGAAGAGGAGGAAAAUAGAGCAAUUUCUCCUGUUAUUCCCAUGAUUCCACGCUCUGCUAUCCCGAGUUUUGCAGAAGCGAAACCAUUUGAGGCAGUAGAGGGAAAGGCUGGUUCCUCGUCUGGUUCCUGGGACAAGGCCAAGAGCAAUGAAGUGGCUGUUACCUUCACCCUCUCGGCAGCUGCAGCCAAAAAUCUGAACUCUGUGAUGGUGGCAGUUGCCCAACUACUGCACAUGCGUAUGCCAGGGUCAUAUGAAGUGGCUUUCCCCCGGAGUCCUGGUAGAGCAGGUGGUGUCGGCCCUGGGAAAACACCGGACUCCUCCAACCCAGGACCUCUGUACGUAAAGACUGAUCCAUCUGCAACCCAGGAUGCAGAAUGGCUGAAGCAGUUUGAUGUCACCUUGCCAGGCUGUACUCUAAAGAAGCAAGUCGACAUUUUGUCUCUGAUCAAACAGGAAUACCCCGAGCAAGAGGAUCGACCAGCUCAGCACUGUUAUAUGACCAACGUUUCAGACCUUGACGUGCGCCAUCUUCCCAUUAUUCCUGUUGAGGUAUCUCCACCGCCUUCACCUCCUCCUCCUCCACCACCACCACUACCACCACCACCACCACCAUCUGUCUCUGCUGAACCCGUCACUCAGUCUGACCCUCAUGCUCAACAAGAACCUGAACCAGAGCCUCCUGCUCAACUCGAGUCACCCUCCUGUUCUAGCACCAGUGCUCCCAUUAAAACAGAGCCAACAAGUGAACCUUUGACAACAGAUCAGAUCUCUGCUGUUAAGACGGAGUCCGAGGAGGCCAUAUUAGCCCCUCUGGUUGGGCCACCUGAGGACGCGGUUUCUGUCUCAGUAUCUGCCUCAGCAUGUCAGGAGUCUUUGAUUACGGAGAUCUCCCUCAACCCCGUUAAACAGCGUAGACCUUUCUCGGAAGACGAAGAGGUACGUCCCAAAAUCAAGAAGUGGAAAGGUGUGCGCUGGAAGCGCCUUCAUUUGGUCAUCACCAUUCGUAAGGGAAGCUCCAAGAAGGAGAACAGUCGAGAGGUGUCGGAACUUAUGGAGCGCCUGCGUAUCACACUCAGACCAGACAAGCUGCCACGCGACAAGCGCAAGUGCUGCUUUUGCCAUGAAGAAGGCGAUGGAGCUACUGACGGUCCAGCUCGUCUUCUUAAUAUUGAUGUAGAUCUUUGGGUGCAUCUGAACUGCGCCCUGUGGUCUACUGAGGUCUACGAGACGCAGGGUGGUGCACUCAUCAAUGUAGAAGUGGCCCUUCGGCGUGGACUUCGCACGCGUUGCGCAUGCUGCCAGAAGACUGGUGCCACCAACAGCUGUAACCGUCUCCGCUGCCCCAACGUCUACCAUUUUGCCUGCGCCAUUCGAGCACGCUGUAUGUUUUUCAAGGACAAAACCAUGCUGUGUACCCAGCACAAGCUGAAAGGCCCCAGUGAGGAGGAGCUCAGCAACUUCGCUGUCUUCCGAAGGGUCUACAUCGAGCGAGAUGAAGUAAAGCAGAUUGCCAGCAUCCUCCAGCGUGGUGACCGCAUACAUCUCUUCCGAGUUGGUGGGCUCAUUUUCCAUGCCGUGGGCCAGCUCCUACCCUCGCAGAUGGCUGCUUUCCACUCUCCCACGGCUAUCUACCCUGCAGGUUAUGAGGCCACGCGUAUCUACUGGAGCACACGUGUGCCAAACCGACGUUGUCGCUAUCGGUGUCGCAUCAGUGAGCAAGAUGGCCAACCCUUGUUUGAAGUACGCGUCCUAGAGCAUGGACAGGAAGAUCUACAUUUCCGGGACAGUAGUCCAGAUGGCAUAUGGAGCAACAUUGUGGAACAAGUUGCCAAGCUGCGUGAAGAUGCAGCCAUGCUGAAGCUCUUUGCCGAUCAUGUAAAGGGGGAGGAAAUGUAUGGACUUACUGUCCAUGCAGUGAUGCGCAUUACUGAAUCGCUUCCAGGAGUGGAGAACUGUCAGAACUACACGUUCAGAUAUGGCCGCCAUCCUCUCAUGGAGCUUCCGCUUAUGAUUAAUCCUACUGGUUGUGCACGCUCUGAGCCCAAGAUUCUCACACACUGCAAGCGGCCCCAUACACUGAAUAGCACGAGUAUGUCCAAGGCAUACCAGAGCACGUUUACAGGGGAAAUCAACACACCCUAUAGCAAACAGUUUGUUCACUCCAAGUCCUCACAGUAUAGGCGGUUGAAGACGGAAUGGAAGAACAAUGUGUACCUGGCUCGCUCCCGUAUCCAGGGACUGGGCUUGUAUGCAGCUAAAGACUUGGAAAAACACACUAUGGUCAUCGAGUACAUUGGUACCAUCAUUCGUAACGAGGUAGCAAAUCGACGGGAAAAAAUCUACGAAGAGCAGAAUCGUGGGAUCUACAUGUUCCGUAUUAAUAACGAGCAUGUAAUAGAUGCCACCCUGACUGGCGGCCCUGCUCGCUAUGUGAAUCAUUCCUGUGCACCUAACUGUGUUGCCGAAGUUGUGACGUUUGACAAAGAGGACAAGAUCAUCAUCAUUUCCAGUCGUAGAAUCCCCAAGGGUGAGGAGCUGACCUACGACUAUCAGUUUGACUUCGAAGACGAUCAGCACAAGAUCCCUUGCCAUUGCGGAGCCUGGAAUUGCCGAAAGUGGAUGAACUAACGGGGAGAGAGAAUGUGCGAGACAUGCCUUUGCUCCCUGGUGCCAGAACACUUCUUCUGCGCCAAAGCCUUGUUUUAACAUUACUACCCAGAUCAUAAGCUGUUCUGAAACAAGAGGAGGGCAAACGUUUUCCUCUCCAUCAGCUGAAAAGAAAAGACUUUUUUGUUCUUCGCAUCAGGAGCCAAAGCUUUGAAGAGAAUAAAAUUUAAAGCUACAACUCACUUUCUGAUGAGCUCAAUUGUUUGCUUGAAUCUUCUUGUUGAAACUCGCCUCUGCCAAAAGCACCUCCUUCCUACUUCCUCUACUGUUCUUCUCCAAUAAGCUGGCUGGAAUCAAUCCUCUACAUCUACCAAAAUGUCUGAUUCUGUAUCGUAUCAUAUCAAUACACUUAGGGUAGAACUCAGUGAAGAAAGUUUGUUUAAAGCCAUUCAGCAAGUACUCAAAAAUGAUCUAAUACUUUUAUCCUUGGACCUAUCUCUUAUUGGUUUUUUUAUUUUUUUUUUCCCCCCCUACCUUGUCACCCCAGACAGAAGUACACUCUCCCAUCAAGUCAGCAGUGAAGAUUGACAAAAUGGAUAUUGGCAAGACAAUCCUGGAGUGGCUCAGAUCAGAACUGUGUACCUAUUGUGAACAAGAUGGACGAUAAUAUAAAGUUUAAAUACUAUUUGACCUGUGGCUCAAAAAGGCACCAGAUGUUUUAUUAUAUUAAGUUUAAAGGUGGGUUUGGUUGACCCAGUCUACCUCAUCGAGUUUGUGGGAAGUGACUGUUUUUGUAUGAAACUGUUAAGUGCUACUGUGGAAAGGGGGAAGGGAGAAAUGUUUUCAUGGCAGUCACCUUUCUUGGUUAAGCAGGGAAAACUUAAGCAGCUGGUUUGCUCCUCUCUGUGUUGCUUAUUAUUUACGGUCGUGAGCCAUUGCAACUUCUCACAAUACACAACGACAGAGCCUCUACGACAGUCUUUCAGCACGAUCAUGCAUUAUUCAGAGCAAUUAAAAACCAAAUGGGCGUCUAAGUCGACGAGGCCGCUUAGUCGAAACGACUGUAGUUCUCAUGUAGCCAUUUUCCUUCCUGUCUGCCUAUUUGCAUCUAGAACUCAUGCUUUUUCCCCCCUUCUUUCUUUCUUUCUUUGAUUUAAGCGCACAACCAAAUCCACUCUUACCCCAACAGAAUGAGUGACAGAAUGACCUUCAAGUGACCCAGUGUGCUGUUUGAGUUUUUUUUUUUCUUCCCCCCCCCCCCAGACGUUUGUUCAAUUCAACACCCUUCAACUUGACAAAGAUUGAUGUUCAAGGCUCAUGACUAACCAUUUCUAACUUAUGAUGCAAGACUACUAUUUUGUUUGCGACAUUUUUCAUUUUAAUCCUAAAACCCGCCCCCAAUGUUUUAUAAACUUCCAUCUCAUCACUCCAAGCGACUCUUCAUAUCUCUCUCUCGCUCUCUCUUUUUCCCUUUGUAAUACUUAGUGGACUGUUGUAAACUUACUGUAGUGAGCCUUUCUCUGCCUGAGCGCGGGCAGGCUGUAUAAUAACCUGUAAUGUGGUGUGAGAACUGUUAGCACUGUUUUCUUGAGGCUGAAGCGAAGGCUGAGAAAGACUUCUUAAAAGGGCAUUUGUUUUUCAUUCAUAUUAAAGUAAUUUAAAAAAAAAAUUACAAAAAAUUAAUCUUCAGAGAAGGGAGCCGAACAAAGUCUCCACAAACCGCAUAUAACUUUGUUCCUUCCUCCCCAGAUGUAUGACCUCAUAUUAAAAAGUAAUGCAACUUGUACAAACUGUAUAUAUUGGGGGCAAAAAGCUGUUUAUCCUACCCCUUUUUAAUGAAUAAAAUCAAAAUUCUAGAGAAAUAAAAAUUGAUGGAAUAAGAGAAACCACUGGAUAUCAUUUUAUCAGAAAGAUUAAAUGUGUAUAUAUCUAUAAAUAUAUGUAAAAUGGAAAAACGAAGUAAUAUCUUGAUAUGUAUAUGACUCGGAGUGUUUGGUUUUUUGUUUUUUUUUUCUUAGGUUUUUUUUUUUCCUUUUUGUUUUUUGCAUUUACUUGUUUUUCUAUUAGCAUUUUUUUUUUUUUUUUGCUAUAAGACCGUAUACAGACAUAUACAAAAUAGUGAUGGUUAUCAUGUGUUCACCAAUGAUCCGGAUGAGUGUUUGAGGUGAAUGAGAAAUCGGAGAUGUUUGGUUUGAUAUUAAUCCUAAUACUUCAUGCAAGUAGAUCAUGUUUGGAAGAUGAGUGGUAGAAUGGUGCGUACUAGCGUAUGUGUAUUUAUGUAAUAUUGUUCACAUAGAUUUUUUUUCUUUUAAUAUUAUUUAUGCUACUGCUUGUGAAAUACCUGAAAUAUUGAAACUGGUCCUUGAAUUGGUAAUUGGUUACCAGUGGGUUUCUUUUUUUUUUAAAAUAAAAGGUUCCUGAUAUGAUACUGUUAUGAAAUGAGUCUCAUAUUCCCUCCCUGUAGAAGUGAAUGUGUUUUAUAUACUUGUGAAAUGGAAGCAUAGGCAGUACAUGGUUUGAUUUUCAUUUUCAGUGAUGAAUCCCUAAACUUCUCAAAGACAGACGUUCACGAUACUACUUCUGAGGAAGAAUAGCAGAACUGGUGAACCUUAAUUUCUUGUGUGUAUUUUGUCUUUUUUUUUUUUUUAAAUCUGACACUCACUGGAUUUUAGUUGAACCCCUACAUUUGGAUUUGUUAUAUUAAUUUAAAGCCUCCCUGCAUAUCUUUUAAUUUAAAUAAAAAUACAUCGCUGUUUGGAUUUUUUUUUUUUUUUUUUUUUUUAGCCCAGCCUACUUUUUUUUUUUUUCUUAAAAGAUGCUGCAUCUGUACAGCAGAGCUACUUCGAGGAAGAUGAAUAAACAUUUUUAUUGUAUGUGGCAUGUUUUGUAUGGAUAUAAUUUUGAAUUGUACAUAUUUUUGAUGAUGACAGAGGUUGCAUCACUUUAUAUACAGCUGCCCAUUACCCUUCCCUCUUCUGUUUUCUUUGUCUUUGCUUUAUUUCUUGUAAAGAAAAAUAAAAUGCAUUUUAAAUACA